CUCGGGAGCCUGUGCCAGCAGCCCAACGCGGCGCCGCGGAUCCCUGGGUCCCGCCCCUGUGCGUCACGGCGCAGUUGCGCAGAGGCGUCUCUCGGGGGCGUGCCGCGGUUGCUAGGCGACCGACCACCCGAACUCCCUUCGGGUGUGGGUCAGGCGGGAGCCCAGGCGCGUGCUGCUGCAGAGGCUGCGUGCGAAUCCCCGGGGAGGCGCCGCGUCCGGGGGCAAGUGGCCACUGCUGGCCGAUCUCUCCAACCGUCGUCCUCCCUUUCGGGGGCCCCGCGCCAGGGGAUGGGAGGUACGGCUCGCGGGCCAGGGCGGAAGGAUGCGGGGCCUCCGGGGGCCGCACUCCCGCCCCAGCAGCGGAGAGGAAGAAACCCUGCCCCACUUCACUUCCUGGGAGACCGCCUUUGGGUGAUGGUGUCUAUGACACUUUCAUGAUGAUAGAUGAAACCAAAUGCCCACCUUGUUCAAAUGUUCUCUGCAACCCUUCUGAGCCACCUCUACCCAGAAGACUAAAUAUCACCACUGAGCAAUUAACAAGAGAUCAUACUCAGCAUCUUAUAAAUGGAGGUGAGAUGAAGGUAGAACAGCUGUUUCAAGAAUAUGGCAGCAGAAGAUCUGAUAAUGUUCAGUCAGAUGAAAGCAACAACUCUGAAAAAUGCUCUUUUAUUGUUCCUCAGGGUAAAAGCUCUGAUAGCUUAAAUACAGUAAAAUCCAGCAGUUCAUCCAAAGCAUCCAAAGUGGUACCUCUGACUCCAGAGCAAGCACUGAAACAAUAUAAACACCACCUCACUGCUUUUGAGAAGCUAGAAAUCAUCAACUAUCCAGAAAUUUACUUUGUGGGGCCAAAUGCCAAAAAAAGACAUGGAGUUCUUGGCGGUCCUAAUAAUGGGGGAUAUGAUGAUACAGAUGGGGCAUAUAUUCAUGUACCCCGAGACCAUCUAGCUUAUCGAUAUGAGGUGCUGAAAAUCAUUGGCAAGGGGAGUUUUGGGCAGGUGGCUCGAGUCUAUGAUCACAAACUCCGACAAUAUGUUGCUGUAAAGAUGGUACGCAAUGAAAAGCGCUUCCAUCGUCAAGCAGCUGAAGAGAUCCGUAUUUUGGAGCAUCUUAAAAGACAGGAUAAAACUGGCAGCAUGAAUGUUAUCCAUAUCCUGGAAAGUUUCACGUUCCGGAACCAUGUUUGCAUGGCUUUUGAAUUGCUGAGCAUAGACCUUUAUGAGUUAAUUAAAAAAAAUAAGUUUCAAGGUUUUAGUAUCCAGUUAGUACGAAAGUUUGCUCAAUCCAUCUUGCAGUCGUUGGAUGCUCUCCACAAAAAUAAAAUUAUCCAUUGUGACCUGAAGCCAGAAAACAUUCUCCUGAAACACCAAGGGCGGAGUGCAACCAAGGUCAUUGACUUUGGGUCUAGUUGUUUUGAGUACCAGAAACUUUAUACAUAUAUCCAGUCUCGGUUCUACAGAGCUCCAGAGGUCAUCUUAGGAAGCCGCUAUAGCACACCAAUUGACAUAUGGAGUUUUGGCUGCAUCCUUGCAGAACUUUUAACAGGACAACCUCUCUUCCCUGGAGAGGAUGAAGGAGACCAGUUGGCCUGUAUGAUGGAACUUCUAGGGAUGCCACCACCAAAACUUCUGGAACAAUCCAAACGUGUCAAGUACUUUAUUAACUCUAAGGGCCUACCUCGCUACUGUUCUGUGACUACUCAGACAGAUGGAAGGGUUGUGCUUGUGGGGGGUCGCUCACGUAGGGGUAAAAAGCGGGGUCCACCAGGCAGCAAAGACUGGGUGACAGCACUGAAAGGGUGUGAUGACUACUUAUUUAUAGAGUUUUUGAAAAGGUGUCUUCAAUGGGACCCCUCUGCCCGCCUGACCCCAGCUCAAGCAUUAAGACACCCUUGGAUUAGCAAGUCUGUGUCCAGACCUCUCACCAUUGAAAAGGCACCAGGGAAACGGGUACUAAAUCCUGCAAAUGCUUUCCAGGGACUAGGUUCCAGACUGCCUCCAGUUGUUGGAAUAGCCAGUAAGCUUAAAGCUAACUUAGUAUCAGAAACCAGUGGCGGUAUACCUCUGUGCAGUGUAUUGCCAAAACUGAUUAGUUAAUGGACAGCAGUAUGCUCAGAGUUGCAUAUGUGUGGUGUGUUUUUUUUUUUUGUUGUUGUUGUUGUUUGCUUUUUUACAAACCUGAAAAUGGGGGGAAAAUACAAGCCCAUUGGUGGAUAUGUUUUUGUUAGACUUGUUUUUUUUUAACAAGGCAAAACAUUUUUAUAUGACUGUAAAAGAACUUUUCAAGGGCUAAUUAUCUAACCAGCUUAUAUUGGCCAUCCUGGAAUAUACAUUAAACGACAUUUUGUAGGUCAA
Messenger RNA from Erinaceus europaeus (western European hedgehog), 2351 nucleotides. It is a transcript of the gene DYRK3, whose product is annotated as dual specificity tyrosine phosphorylation regulated kinase 3. Bases 435 to 2093 code for a protein of 552 amino acids. The transcript is spliced from 4 exons. The record is from RefSeq and is a predicted model, not a curated record. Gene Ontology annotation, cellular component: nucleus. Gene Ontology annotation, biological process: positive regulation of cell cycle G2/M phase transition; cytoplasmic stress granule disassembly; peptidyl-threonine phosphorylation. Lineage: Eukaryota; Metazoa; Chordata; Mammalia; Eulipotyphla; Erinaceidae. Gene Ontology annotation, molecular function: protein serine/threonine kinase activity; ATP binding; protein serine/threonine/tyrosine kinase activity.